AUGGAUUCCCCAGCAAAAAAAAGGAAAAUAAGUGCGACGUCAGGAAUUCCUGUGGCACCAGAGAUUUCUCAACAUGAGCUGCAUCGGUCGAGACGACCCUCCUUCCAGUCUCCAACGAGGGCCAGUCUUGCACGAUCACAUCCCGAUGUAUUAGAGCGCGCAAUCAGCAGAUCUCCUGCCCGACGACUAGCAAGCAACGAUACUGGGCACCAAGAUCCUCGAAAAUUUGGAUUGCGCGACCGUAAAGCGCUCCGACCCUCGCUCAAUGCCUCUGCAAGUCCCCUCACCCGACCUCGAGGCUCUGAGGCGCCCGAAAGUUCGCCCAACAGGCGCUCAAGUGGCGUGCAAGCGUUCUCAAAGCCCCCGCGCAGGAUUUCAAGGAGGAUUCUCCCAGGAGAUUUUGUGUUUGGGUCCCCAAUGCCACAGCCAAAAAACCCCGAAUCGAAUACCCCAGAACGUCAAUUGGCAUUGGAACUGGGUAGCGCCACGAAAGAAGCAGAUAUGGAUAUGGGUCUGGACACUAAUUUCAUGGAUGAAGAUAUCCUCGAACCUGAUCUUCCCCCCACGCCAACACAACUAGGUUUAGAGAAGGCCCCGGAUCGACCUAGGGGGAUGUUGAGCAGCAGCCCCAGUAGACGACCGGAGAAACGAGUGAAACGACGAAUUGCUAAUGCAUUACACGAAAGCCCAUUGAAAGCAGUAAACUUCCAAUCCCCUCCACCGGAACACUUUGAGACAGUAUCAGACCUCGGUGCAGUGUCAGCGGCUGUUCGCGAGAAACGCAUUUCGCGCGAGAAGAGCGCGGCAGAUCUGCGACGGUUGAGAAGCGAAGUUGAAGAACUGGAAACAUGGGCAAAGAAAAUCGAGUCCAAUCCUGACUGGAAAAGUGAUAACAGAGGACUCGACAAAUUUCUGUCUUUACUCACAUCCGAAGAGGCGAAUCGUGCAAGUCUUCCAGUGCCCAAGACAGCUCCCAAAUCAAUAUCAUCACUCCUCGCUACUCUACUCCCGUUCGGUGCCAAUAUACCUCGCCCAAAACCUGAAUUAUCAUCACUACCAACAAAUCCAUUUGCUCUGCAAGAAGCCUCUCAAUCACUGCCAUACCUAACAGCCUUCGCACCUUUGACCCUCAAAGCCCGCACAAAUCGGUCGUCACGCAUCGACGAGCUGUCAGAAACACACACACUGACAUUUUCUCCCCCAUCUCCAUUCCCAGCCGGUUCAUACAAUGUGACUAUUGUCUAUGAGACAAAUCCCGAGACCCAGUCUUUAGUCUCUCUUUCAGUGCCCACUGGCAGCGACAGCAAGAAAAGAAAAGUCCCUGAAGCUCUUCGCCGAUGGAUUGAUGCCCGCUUAGAUAACCCUCUCUUGAAACUCGACGUGGCAACUCUAUGCUGGGGAAUCAACCGGUACUGGGAAUCUGCAAUCACUCGCGCCCGUUUAUGGGCACAUAUCGACCUGAAAUACAACCGCCGGGCCUCACAGGGCAGAAAUGAUACUGUUUCGGAAAGCAAGCACGGCGUUAUCACAUUUUCUGAACUGCGACGAUUGAUCCCACACUUAGAUCGGAAUAGCAUGGUCAUCAAGCCUAAACACUCUGACUCCAGUCCCCGAGUGCUUUUGUCAAAUACUUUGGUGUUGGAUGAAUGGACUGGAGAGCCUCAGCUGCGGCCUGAGAUUAGCGUGUCGAUCACUGGGGCAGAUAAGAAAAUCGAUCAGGAGACAAAGAAGCUUUUCCAUGCGUUGCUACGUGAGGAUGGGGCUUUGGGUCCACGAGGCGUGGAGGGCAGUAUUCAUGUUAAUGCGGUGGUAAGGGCAACUGAAGGUGCUCUUGGUGCUUUGUUCAGUGGUCUUUGA
Penicillium coprophilum is the source of this 1857-nucleotide messenger RNA. RefSeq lists its product as uncharacterized. The transcript has 2 exons. The record is from RefSeq and is a predicted model, not a curated record. NCBI's taxonomy places the organism in Eukaryota, Fungi, Ascomycota, Eurotiomycetes, Eurotiales, Aspergillaceae. Bases 1 to 1857 code for a protein of 618 amino acids.